This is a messenger RNA of Oncorhynchus masou masou (cherry salmon), 610 nucleotides long. Its product is annotated as NADH dehydrogenase [ubiquinone] 1 beta subcomplex subunit 4-like. Gene Ontology annotation, cellular component: mitochondrion. The coding region runs from base 117 to 500 and encodes 127 amino acids. The transcript is spliced from 3 exons. The record is from RefSeq and is a predicted model, not a curated record. NCBI's taxonomy places the organism in Eukaryota, Metazoa, Chordata, Actinopteri, Salmoniformes, Salmonidae.
CUUAAUGAACUGUUUCGCUGCUGGAGGAAAACUCUGCUGCUGGAAGAGAACGCGAUACUUUGUGGUAAUCUAAUCUCGUUGUCUGUCUCUACGGUCAUUGGUCUCUACUCACAAACAUGGCGGACUACCGCGAAGCGCCCUUGGCCACUCGGCCAAAAACGUUGGACCCAGCUGAAUAUUUCAACCUUUCGCUGGACCAGAGACGUGCCGAGGAGGAGAGGGCUGGUUUAAGGGCCCAGCUGAAGAGACAAUAUCAGAUGCAGCUAAACAACCCGCACAGAAAAGAGCUUAUUGAAGACCCUGCCUUGACACGCUGGGUGUAUGCACGCACCAACCCCUACAACCACUUCAGAGCCACCAAGAAGACGUCGCUGCUCGGUGGGCUCUUCGGAGUGGUUCCCCUCUUUGUCCUGUACUACGUUCUGAAGACGGACAGGGACAAGAAGGAGGAGCAGAUCAAAGCUGGGACCUACGACCGCAAGUUCAAGCUCGCCUACUGAGUUUGCUCAUUGCAGACCUCCAUUGUAAAGUAUUGUAGAUUUAAUGUCAGAGUGUGUGUCUGUUAUUGUUAACUGAAUAAAAUGUCCUUUUGUUUAAGAAGCAAAUCAAA